Messenger RNA from Lathyrus oleraceus (garden pea), 636 nucleotides. RefSeq lists its product as uncharacterized. The transcript has a single exon. NCBI's taxonomy places the organism in Eukaryota, Viridiplantae, Streptophyta, Magnoliopsida, Fabales, Fabaceae. The record is from RefSeq and is a predicted model, not a curated record. The coding region runs from base 1 to 636 and encodes 211 amino acids.
AUGACGAGGAGUAAGAAGGCUUCUAAAGAUGAAAAAGUUAUACCACCAGGAAAGCCAACUGAAGAGAAAAAUAAAAAGGAUACUAAACCUAGGAUUAAGUUACCAUAUCCUCUGAGAGCAACAAAGAAGGAACCUAGAGAGACAAACUUUGAGAAAUUCAUGACAAUGUUCAAGAAGAUAGAGAGUCACAUGCCUUUUCUUGAAGCACUUGAGAACAUGCCCAUGUACACAAAAUUCAUGGAAGAGGUAAUCGCCGAAAAGAGACCAACAAGAGAGGGAUCGGUAGCCUUGAAGGAAAAAUGUAGUGCAAUAUCACGAGGUAAGAGAAUUCCAAACAAACAGAAGGAUCCUGGAGCAGUCACAGUCUCAUGCACUAUAAAAGAGAUAACUUUCAAAAAGGUACCCAUUGUUUAUGGAGCUAGUGUGAGUCUGAUGCCAUUAUCAAUCUACCAUAGGCUGAGUAUUGAAAAUGUCAGUGAUACAAGAACAAAUCUGAAGUUUGUAGAUCACUCGAUAAAAAAUGCAUAUGGGAUAGCAGAAGACGUGAUGGUGACAAUAAGGGAAUUGAGUUUUCCUGUUGAUUUUGUGAUCAUAAACAUACCUGAAGAUGAAGAGACACCUAUCAUUCUUGGUUGA